Drosophila bipectinata is the source of this 232-nucleotide messenger RNA. RefSeq lists its product as uncharacterized. NCBI's taxonomy places the organism in Eukaryota, Metazoa, Arthropoda, Insecta, Diptera, Drosophilidae. The record is from RefSeq and is a predicted model, not a curated record.
CGUGAAUUCAGUCGGUCAGAGCAUCUCCGGGCGGAAUGUUGGGUCUACUGAGUGUCUGGUUUAUUCUCUACAUCUUUGACCUCAUCCAAGGUCGAUCUGUGGGCGGCUUGGAUGACUUGGAAGGGGUUUCAGUUCCCCGUCCCGAUUCCACAAUCUUUGUCUUCAAUCAGACUGAUAAGGAAUUUAAUUUUGAUUAUGCUUGGAACUAAAUAAACAGUGACUUUCGGUUGAA